AUGGACAUAAAGCUCAAGCCCCAGGUUCCCACAUUCGUGGAAUCAGGUGUGCCAUUGAAAGAAAAAGAUUCGCAAUAUGGGGACCAUUCAUCAAAUUCAAAUAGCAAGUCAGAUAGCAAACCCGAGAAUGGAGCACACUCCAUACAAGACAUUGAGAUAGAAUGGAUUCUUCGUGAAAAAGUCAAUAGCUGCAGAAAACUGGAAGAGCUUGCACCCAUAGAAGCUUUAGCGAUUUUCAAUCGAUUGAUCGAUGACCUUAUCCGGCUUAGUAAAUUGACAUCGAGAGAUUCCAACGUAGAUCUAGACUUUCUUUUAUUUACACCCACCAAAUUUCACCACAUGGAGUCGAAUAUUCCUCACUCAAUGACACAAGGACCUAAGCAAGCAGUCGCGUCGAACAGUCAGUUUGAAACCGAUCAAGAUAUUCAACAAGAUCGAGAAAAAUAUGAAGUGCCAUUGAAAAGCAGCUCCAAACUAAGGCUGAAUUUUGGCAACGCUUCAGCUCUUCCGAAAUCAGGAGCUUCAGACUUGAAAAAUGGCGAAGCUUCGGGUCGCUGCCGAGACGAUAUGAAAAUGAAUGACCGAAGUCUUGACCGCUACAUCCUUUGUAGGAGAUUACCAGAUACAGGACCCGCAAUAAUCAGAAAGUUUUACCUUAGAAAAACUCCAUCACUUCAAAUACCGAGAUACCUUGAGCGAAUACACCAUUAUGCAAAUCUAUCUACGGCUACACUCUUGACCUCGGCAUAUUAUUUAUUUCAUCUGACUUUCAACCUGAAGGCUCCUCUAUCCACAUCACUCCUUCCUCUCAGGCAACCUCAGACUCCAGAAGGGGUUGCAUGUAAAACUACAAUGCUUCAAAUAAAUGAGUUAAAUGUGUUCAGGCUUGUGCUUAGUGUCUUGCGCUUAUCUCUUAAAUUGAUCGAAGACAAAAACUACAAGCAAAGCUAUUAUUGCAAAGUGACCGGACUUCAAAGCGUGGAGGAACUAUUUAAGCUGGAGCUAAAUUUACUUUAUCUACUAAACUUCGAUCUUUUUGUCAACGAAAUUACCUUGGCGAGGUUUCUAUUGCAGUUUCAGCAGUUCGACUCAAAUCUACAGGACAUUUUAAGUUAG
Ogataea haglerorum is the source of this 1116-nucleotide messenger RNA. RefSeq lists its product as uncharacterized. The transcript has a single exon. Lineage: Eukaryota; Fungi; Ascomycota; Pichiomycetes; Pichiales; Pichiaceae. Gene Ontology annotation, biological process: regulation of cyclin-dependent protein serine/threonine kinase activity. Gene Ontology annotation, cellular component: nucleus; cyclin-dependent protein kinase holoenzyme complex. Gene Ontology annotation, molecular function: cyclin-dependent protein serine/threonine kinase regulator activity; protein kinase binding. The record is from RefSeq and is a predicted model, not a curated record. The coding region runs from base 1 to 1116 and encodes 371 amino acids.